AUGGAAUAUGUCUCCAAAUGGGUGGAUGCCAUAGCAACAACUACAUGUGAUGCACAAAUUGUUCUCCAAUUCCUCAAGAAGUAUAUCUUCACCAGAUUCAGAGUGCCUAAAGGUCUCAUUAAUGAUGGUGGUAGUCACUUUUGCAACAAGCAAAUGAACACCUUGCUCCAUAAAUAUGGAGUAACUCACAAAGUAGCUACACCAUACCACCCUCCGACCAAUGGCCAGGCUGAAUUGGCAAACAGAGAACUGAAAAAGAUUCUAGAAAAAACAGUGGGAGCAACAAGGAAAGACUGGGCAAGGAAGCUAGAUGAUGCCCUGUGGGCAUAUAGAACUGCAUUCAAAACUCCCAUCGAGAGACUGGAAGCUUAUGAUAAUGCUAAGAUCUACAAGGACAGGACCAAAAGAUGGCAUGACAAGAAAAUUUCAAAAAGAGAUUUUAAGCCAGGGCAACAAGUGCUAGUGUAUAAUUCUAGACUCAAGAUCUUCCCCGGCAAACUCAAGUCUAAAUGGACCAGUCCUUAUGUGGUGACUAUGGUCUCCCCACAUGGAAAUCUUGAACUCCUGAAUGAAGCUUCAAAGGAUACAUUCACAAUAAACAGUCACAGGGUGAAGCACUACCUGGGAGGACCAUGGAACAAGGAGGAGGAGCAUUCAUGA
Molecule: messenger RNA, 660 nt
Organism: Arachis ipaensis
Lineage: Eukaryota; Viridiplantae; Streptophyta; Magnoliopsida; Fabales; Fabaceae
Biological process (GO): DNA integration
Molecular function (GO): nucleic acid binding
Source: RefSeq, a predicted model, not a curated record